Messenger RNA from Beta vulgaris subsp. vulgaris (sugar beet), 2926 nucleotides. Its product is annotated as pentatricopeptide repeat-containing protein At5g67570, chloroplastic. Gene Ontology annotation, cellular component: chloroplast. Gene Ontology annotation, biological process: chloroplast organization. Lineage: Eukaryota; Viridiplantae; Streptophyta; Magnoliopsida; Caryophyllales; Amaranthaceae. Gene Ontology annotation, molecular function: protein binding. The transcript has 9 exons. The coding region runs from base 114 to 2642 and encodes 842 amino acids. The record is from RefSeq and is a predicted model, not a curated record.
GUUUAGCCGUUUAGCGGUUUAGCCACAUCACGCAAACCUAAAAACCUCAACUAAACCCAUUGAUAUGCUCCAAUCUUUUCGAACUCCUAAUCCCAUUUCAUCAGUCAUCACUAAUGGAGUCCUUCACCGGAGCUCCUGCACUUCCAACCUGUAAUAAUUCCGUCGACCCAAUCACCGAACAAAUCAAACAAACACUUCUUAAGAAAGGAGUAUUUCCAACCCCUAAAAUUAUUCACACUCUCCGCAAAAAACAGCUCCAAAAAUCUCUCCGCAAAUCCAAUCGCAUAGCCUCUAAAUCCCCGCAUGAACCCCUCACACAAUCCCAGAAAGAAACUCUAUCCCAUGAAUCUCACUUUUGGAAGAUAUCUCAGGAAUACAAACAAUUCAAUAAAGCCGUUGAUUCAAAAUCCAAGGGUUCAAAUUUGGUGGGAAAGCCAUGGGAAUCUCAGGAGAGAGAAAAAUUGAGGGAAUUGGCAACUGGGUAUGAAGGAAAACAAUCUAAUUUUGGCGGGAAGUUGAAAUAUGAGCAUUUGAAAGAACUGGGUUUGAUUUUUGAACAGAGAAAAGUUGAGGAUUUGUUUUCAUUUUUGGAUGAUGAUAUUGAAUUGGAAGAAGGUGUGUUACAAGAUGAAUAUGCAAAUGGCUCUAUUUUUCGGCGUCGUCGAAUUAAUGAAGCUGAGGGUAUUAGAAUCCUUGUUCACAGGCUUAGUGCUCGUGAGAUUACAAUGAAGGAUUGGAAGUUUACUAGGAUGAUGAAACAGUCACAGCUGCAGUUUACUGAAGAUCAGUUGCUUAAAAUUCUUGGAGGACUUGGUGAUCAGGGUUGUUGGAGGCAGGCUAUAGAAGUUGUGAAUUGGGUGUAUAGCAGAAAAGAACAUAGACAUUAUAAAAGCAGGUUUGUAUAUACAAAGCUUCUUGCGGUUCUUGGAAAGGCUAGAAGACCCCAUGAUGCUCUCCGAAUAUUCAAGCAAAUGCGUGGGGAUUGUCACAUCUAUCCUGACAUGGCUGCGUACCAUAGUAUUGCUGUUACUCUUGGUCAAGCUGGAAUGGUGAGGGAGUUGAUAAGCACUAUUGAGCAAAUGAAGGAAAAGCCUCCAAAAAAUGUCGAGAAUAUGCGUUCAAAGAGCUGGGAUCCCACCCUUCAACCGGAUGUAGUAGUUUAUAAUUCUGUAUUGAAUGCUUGUGUCCCAACUCAUCACUGGAAGGGGGUAUCAUGGGUCUUUGAGCAAUUGAGGAAAUCUGGUCUAAAAGCUAAUAGCGCUACAUAUGGACUUGCUAUGGAGGUGAUGCUAAACUCUUCAAAGUAUGACCUAGUUCACGAGCUAUUUCAGAAAGUUGCUAAAAGUAGCAAGUCUCCCAACGCUCUUACAUACAAAGUUCUUGUCAGAACAUUCUGGAAGGAAGGUAAAGUUCAUGAAGCUGUGCGUAUAGUCAGGGAGAUGGAACAGAGGGGAAUUAAGGGAUCACCCAGUGUGUACUGUGAACUAGCAUGUUGCCUUUGCAACAAAGGAAGGUGGCAAGACGCAAUGAUGGAGAUUGAGAAGUUAAAAAAAUUGCGACUUUCCAAACCAUUGGCUGUGACCUUCACUCGCAUGAUCAUGUCUUCUAUGGAUGGUGGACAUAUUGAUGAUUGUAUAUCAAUUUUUGAGCGCAUGCUAGAUCAUUGUCCUCCAAACAUUGGAACAAUAAAUGCCAUGCUAAAGCUUUAUGGGCGUAAUGAUAUGUUCUUAGAGGUGAAGGAGUUGUUCGAGAAAGUCAAAGGGGGAUAUAGAGCUUUUGUGGGUGAUGGUGACACUCCUCUAAUCCCAGAUCUCUAUACAUAUGGAGCAGUGCUUCAAGCAUCAGCUUAUGCAUACCAAUGGGAGUACUUUGAGUAUGCGUACAAGGAUAUGUGUUUUUCAGGAUUCCAGCUUGAUCAGGAAAAACACGCAGCUUUGCUUGUGGAGGCAUCAAAAGCGAGCAAGUGGCAUUUAUUGGAGCAUGCCUUUGAAACAACUUUGGAGGCUGGAGAUAUUCCACAUCCACUGCUAUUCUCUGAAAUGGUCUGCCAGGCGAUGUUCCGAGAUGAUUACGAAAAGGCUGCUAAAAUUGUUAACUCAAUGGCUCAUGCUCCGUUUCAAUUGAAUGAGAAAGACUGGACUGGUCUUUUUGAGAAGAAUAAGGAUAGAAUCAGUGAUGAACACCUUAAGAAAUUAUCUACUACUAUUUGUGAAAGUGACAUGCCAGAUGAAUCCACAUCCUCUGAACUGCUUAAAGCAUUACAGAAUAUCAAUGAAAGGAAUGUUUUCUAUAUUGCUGGAGAUAAUAAAGAAUUGCUAAGUGAUGAUGACUUUGAGCAAAAUAAAUUAUCUGUUGGUAGAUCUUGCGAUGAAAAGCGAAAGUUUGAUUUUGAUGAAGAUGACAGAGCCAGCUCGUGCAGCAAAUCAUCUAGCUUUAUUGACGUGGUUUCUGAUGAAUCUGCUUGUUUGGGCGAGGAAUUUUUACAUGCGCAUUCUCAAGGUGAAGAUACUUUCGAUGAAAUACUACAAUCCGAUGCUUCGGAUUCUGAUAUUAGUGAUUCAGAUGAGCCAGAGUUACCCUCAGCAGAUGAAAUAUUGCAAUCUUGGAAGAAAAUCAGGAGAAAGGAUGGACAUGCUUUCUAGUUUAAGUUGGUUAUUCUCUAGUAUCACUCUGUUUACUUUUUGGUGUAUGAUGUGCGUUGGAUGUACUAGAAUUAAUUAACCAAUAGGUCAUCUUGAUGUUCGUCAAUCAAGCUUGAGUUGACCAGAACAAAAAUGAGAAAUGAUAUCUCCAUAUAGGAAUAUAUUUUCCAGUAUCAUACUAUGAUUGAGUAGAAGUUAUUGGAUACAUCAUAUGCACAAAUCUAAAAUGUGCUCAUGGUUUCAAAAUAUAUAAAAUGUAGCCAUAUAAAAUCUUAUUUGAUUCA